AACCCUAUUCUCCAUUAUCCACACCACACCAUACAUUACAAAUCCCCCCACUCCAGAUAAUUACAUUAAUUAUCCAAUGUGCUAAUGCGGAUUAAGACAUUUCCACUCUCAGUUCCUCAAUAUCGUCCAAUCAAUAAUUCUUCAGUUCCCAUUUUCUCUUUCUAAAAGCUCUCUAUUUGGUAUUUAAUCACUGUUUGCUUCAAUACAAAUUCGGAAAUGGCUUUGCCUCAACUAUUGCAUUCUCCUUCUUCAAUAAUUUCCCACAAAUCUCUCUUAAAUCCUUCUAAUUACCUCUUAAACCAAAACCCAGAUAAAUUUUUUACUACUAUUCACUCAUUCUCUCAUCGCCGGCGGAAACCCAACUCCCUUAGCUGCUCAGCUUCCUCAUUUUCUGAAAAACACCACACUAACUCCCCGAAAUCCGAUGAUGUAGUGGAGUUGCCAUUGUUUCCCCUGCCUCUGGUUCUUUUUCCCGGGGCUAUACUCCCUUUACAGAUUUUCGAGUUCCGGUACCGCAUAAUGAUGCACACCCUCCUCCAGACUGACCUUCGGUUCGGAGUCAUUUACACUGACGUCACUACCGGCACGGUGGAAGUGGGCUGCGUUGGGGAGGUCAUUAAGCACGAGCGCCUUGUGGAUGAUCGAUUCUUUUUAAUAUGUAAAGGGCAGGAGCGUUUCCGUGUGACCAAAUUUGUGCGAACGAAGCCUUAUUUAGUGGCGGAGGUGGUUUGGCUUGAGGACCGCCCCUCGGGGAAUGGCGAGGUGGAGGACUUAGAUGCCUUGGCGAACGAGGUGGAAAUGUACAUGAAGGAUGUGAUUAGAUUAUCCAAUAGGUUGAAUGGAAAGCCUGAAAAGGAGGUUCAGGAUUUGCGGAGGAAUCUUUUCCCUACUCCCUUUUCGUUCUUCGUGGCGAGUACUUUUGAGGGAGCACCCAGAGAGCAGCAGGCAUUGCUGGAGUUGGAGGAUACUGCGACCAGGUUGAAGAGGGAGAAGGAGACACUGAGAAAUACGUUAAAUUACUUGACAGCCGCCUCUGCAGUUAAGGACGUAUUUCCUUCAUCGUAACAAUGGGGAAUGUGGAUAUGAGAUGAUAGGUAUUAUUAUUUGAUUAAGGAACUGUAUUACAUCUGAUAGUUAUACUAGUUAAUGGUUUUCAUCAAUAUUUGUAAAUUUUGAUGCCUAGUAGAUUGUUUCAAUCUUAUUUACUGAUGAUUUUGUGAUACUUGGAAAUCGUAUUAUCGAUAUAUUGAAGCUAUGAUGAAUAGGAAUGGAUUGAAUUGAGUGUUGCUA
Olea europaea var. sylvestris is the source of this 1290-nucleotide messenger RNA. RefSeq names its product lon protease 2-like. The transcript has a single exon. The record is from RefSeq and is a predicted model, not a curated record. NCBI's taxonomy places the organism in Eukaryota, Viridiplantae, Streptophyta, Magnoliopsida, Lamiales, Oleaceae. The coding region runs from base 217 to 1065 and encodes 282 amino acids.